AUGCUCUGCGCUGGAAGCGGCGGUAGAGGAGCUGCAUGGGAUGUGCAAGCCAACGCGACCGGCCUUGAGGACUUGGGGGUGCGGAUGACGAGCGUUGAGGAGGUGCUGAAGACGCUUGUGGCCAAGAUCGAUGCGUUAACACCGCAAAGAGAAGGGAAAGGAGUGAUGACAAUGUCAUUUAGUGGGGAAGAAAGCUCGGAGGAGAAGGAAGGGGAGAAAAGCACAAUCGUGAUGAAGACCGGCGAGAGGAGUUUGACUGGGCCUUAG
Linum trigynum is the source of this 267-nucleotide messenger RNA. Lineage: Eukaryota; Viridiplantae; Streptophyta; Magnoliopsida; Malpighiales; Linaceae. The record is from the annotation of a GenBank genome assembly.